GCCUUUUGGUGUUGCUUUCUUGGACGUUGUGUGUUUUCUUUUUUCUAUUUUUUUUUGUUUGAAUUUUAGGAUUCCCUUUCGCCUUUACGUUUUCUUUCCUUUUGCCCUUUUCACGCUUGCAAUGCACAAGGCAGUUCGUCAUCUUUUUCCUUUUUAACAGGGCACGACAAUUUCCUCCCCAGCCCCAACGUGGCAUCAUUUUGCUUUCCCAAAAACCAAUCAGGGGGUUAAAAUAAAGUAGUGUUAAUUGCACACGCACACACACACACACGGAAUUUCCAUCGCCAUGGAUGACAACAGAAAAGGUGAGCCUCCACCCCACCGUCAACAAAGUCAUCACCCGAGGAUGCUGCCUCCGCCCCAUCCGUCUCUCCAAUACAAUCAAAGAAUGUCACCUCCUCCUCCUCCUUCCAUGGCCGCGGCGUCCUUGUCACAUCCCUCGCUUCCGCCACAACCACAACCACAAGCCCCUCCACCAGCCAUGUCUCAAUCACAACAACAACAACAACCAUCACUGCAACCAUUACAACCAUCGCGACAGCAAUCACCCCAACAAGGAACACACAAAAUGCAGAGUCCUGCCACCUUGUCCGAACUCGAAGAGCUCCCUCUCUUAAAGCCUCCCCAACUAAAUAACGUGCAAGAUAUUUCAGACAUUGCCUGGUUUUCACAUAUAGAUGGCCACCCGUAUGUCCAGAUUCGGCUAAAGACAAAAGGGACGCUGUGUAGAGCGGAUUUUCAUGACCUGAGUCCGAAAAAGCAACAAGAGCUUAUUGAGCGGUUACGGGCGAGAAGAACGGCUCGAGACGACGACGGCCACCCAGCUGUGAGCGAAGACGAAGCAGACCGGCUGUUGGGUUUGGUGGCGUACAUGGAGAAACACAAGAGAUUUGUUCAAAUACCAGCCAAGCGAGGGCUUUCAGAAGAGGAAGAGUCCAUAUCCCACCGCAAGCGUAUUGCAUCACCCAUGUCACUCCCUCACGCACAAUCCCCUAUCCUCCAAGUCCCUCCCAACCCGUACGGUCCACCUAUCUAUCUUCCUCCAGCUCACUCGCCGUUCACACCCCCUGCCCCUGGUCCGCCCAUCUAUUACCAACAACAACAACAACAACAACAACAACCGCCACCGUCGCCUCUACCACCAGGCGGUGAUCGCUUGGACGAGUCUGUUAGAUAUCUCCGCGACCUUCAUGAAACCUGCACAAAGCUCCGACAAGAGAAUUAUAGUCUGCGAUCCGAGGUUGCCGCCCUCCGUCGUCAGAUAAACUCUCUGCACGAGGAAAACGUUUCGCAUAGAGCUGAAUGCCAUCGUCUCCAACAACAACACCGAACACAGUCGCAUUCCAGCGCAACCUCACCACAUCCUUCCACCGAUCACCUCCCACCUGCGACACCCUCCACCCCACAACCCUCUCAACCAAACAUUGCGCGAAUAGAACAUAUCCUUAACAAGUAUGCCCCAUCAAUUCAUGAUCGUCUUGCAGAGUCUUUACGAAAGGUUGCAUAUGACAUACAUGCUGAGAUGCAAAACACAAGUACCCAAAGUGACUGGGGAAAAAAACCUAAUGAUAAAAAUUAGAAACUGGUUUGUAGUACCGUAUUUCAUGAUCUUCUUUUGAAGAUAUUUUUUUUGGGUUCGGUUUUUAGAACAUAGACAAUGGUGAGGAGGUAUAUACCUUUUCAUAGCAUUUUUUUGUGCAUAUGUAGAAAUAGUUGUAGUCAUGUCAUUGUAUAAAAGAAUUUAUCUAUUGUAUUUAAAAAGCUUGCUGACGAAAAAUUCCUCCCCC
This is a messenger RNA of Spizellomyces punctatus DAOM BR117, 1787 nucleotides long. RefSeq lists its product as uncharacterized. Bases 287 to 1579 code for a protein of 430 amino acids. The record is from RefSeq and is a predicted model, not a curated record. NCBI's taxonomy places the organism in Eukaryota, Fungi, Chytridiomycota, Chytridiomycetes, Spizellomycetales, Spizellomycetaceae. The transcript is spliced from 2 exons.